Cinclus cinclus is the source of this 459-nucleotide messenger RNA. It is a transcript of the gene UCN3, whose product is annotated as urocortin 3. The record is from RefSeq and is a predicted model, not a curated record. The transcript has a single exon. Gene Ontology annotation, cellular component: extracellular region. Gene Ontology annotation, molecular function: hormone activity; corticotropin-releasing hormone receptor 2 binding. Gene Ontology annotation, biological process: cellular response to nutrient levels; digestion; hormone-mediated signaling pathway. Bases 1 to 459 code for a protein of 152 amino acids. Lineage: Eukaryota; Metazoa; Chordata; Aves; Passeriformes; Cinclidae.
AUGUCCCACUCCAGGCUGCUGCUCCUCCUCAUCCUACUUGGAGCCGCCGGCACCGGCCGCGCCCUGAGCCUCUCCAGUGCCGCCUCCAUCUUCAGCUGCCUCAACGCCGCCCUGUCGGAGGUGCAGAAGAUCCAUCCCGAGGAAAACGCCGUCCUGGACAAGCGCGGCUCCGAGUCACCGUCCCUGGAGGAGGCGUCCGAGGAGGAGGCGAUGGAGGAAGAGCUUGGGAAAAGGACAUUCCCAGGGGACGGGCACUACAAAUACGUGUCCCAGGCGCAGGCGAAGGGCAAGAGCUACCAGAACCGGGCCAAGAGCGACCGGCGCGCCAAGGUGACGCUGUCCCUGGACGUGCCCACCAACAUCAUGAACAUCCUCUUCAACAUCGCCAAGGCCAAGAACUUGCGGGCCAAGGCGGCGGCCAAUGCCCACCUGAUGGCCCAGAUCGGGCGGAGGAAGUGA